UUAAUAUCCGUUACAAACCCCUCUCUCUCUCUCUCUCUCUUUCUCUCUCAACUCUCAAGCACACUCAGUCUCUCACAGUAACAUAGAUAGUGUUAUCGAAAUUCGAAACCCUAACAAACCAAGAAAGUCAUGGCUCCCAAAUCCAAAUCCAAAUCCAAAUCCAAAGCCAAAACCCCGAAACCCUCUCCUUCCUCCUCAUCCUCCAUCUUCAAACCUGGCACGAGAGUCGAGGUCAGCUCCGAUGACGACGGAUUCCGUGGUUCUUGGUUCUCCGGCACCGUCAUCCGCCGCGCUGGUGCGGACAAAUUCACGGUCGAGUACGACAACCUCUUGGCCGACGAGCGGGGCAAAAAGAAGCUGAGGGAGCAGCUCGGCUUCCACCAGCUUCGGCCGCUUCCUCCGGAGGAGGCCGGCGUCGAAUUCAAGUUCGGCGAUGAGGUUGACGCGUUCCACAACGACGGUUGGUGGGAGGGGAGUAUCACGCAGGAGCUGGAGAAUGGUAUGUUCGCUGUUUAUUUCAGAGGGUCGAAGGAGCAGAUCGAGUUUACCGCGGACCAGCUGAGGAAACAUCGCGAGUGGAUGAAUGAGAAGUGGGUUCCGCCGUUUGCGCAGCAAGAACAAGAAGAGAAUAUGCUGUCAGACCCAAAUGCAAAGUCGGAUAAAACUGUGAAAGGGAAAGAAGUGGUGGCGACACCAAAUGUGACGUCUGAUGAUAAGGAUGUGAAAGGGAAGGGAGUGAUGUUGACACCAAAUGUGUCAUCUGAUGAUGAAGGGAAGGAAGUGGUGUUGACACCAAAUAUAAAGUCUGAUGAAACUGCAGAAGAGUUCAAUUUUAGUGCAGGGAUGCUGGUUGAGGUAAGCAAUGAUGAGGAAGGUUUCCAAGGAGCUUGGUUUUCUGCCACUGUUGUUGAAGUAAUUGGAGACGACAGGUUCCUUAUAGAGUACAAGACCCUGCUGGACGAUAAUUCAAAUCUUUUGAGAGAGGAGGCUGAUAAGUGGCACAUAAGGCCCCCUCCCCCAGCAACUUCUGAGAACAUUAAAUUCAGUUAUCUUGAAGAAGUGGAUGCUAUGUACAACGAUGGAUGGUGGGUUGGUGUAAUUUCCAAAGUUCUUGGCGACUCAAAGUACGUAGUAUACUUCAGGAGCUCCAAUGAAGAAAUAGAGUUUCCGAACUCCCAGUUGAGGCCACAUCUGGACUGGAUUGGUGGCAAGUGGGUCUUGGCUUCUGAGGCGUUGAACUUGUUAUGAACGCAGAUGAUAUCAAGAUAGGGACAGAAAACUACCUUAAAGUGAGUCACUCAUAAGGGUUCAUACCUCAUUACAACUAGUCAUGUUAAUAAAAUUUGGACUUCUCUUGCCAGAUAUGCUGAUGACAAGUAUAGGUUUCCAAUCAUGUAGUAUUUACUGUUGAUGAAUGCAGCGACAAUAACUCAUGCUUCUAAGGAAUUUUCAUAGCUAAGUGGAUUAGGAAUUUUCAUGAU
This is a messenger RNA of Arachis stenosperma, 1481 nucleotides long. RefSeq names its product protein AGENET DOMAIN (AGD)-CONTAINING P1. NCBI's taxonomy places the organism in Eukaryota, Viridiplantae, Streptophyta, Magnoliopsida, Fabales, Fabaceae. The coding region runs from base 130 to 1248 and encodes 372 amino acids. The record is from RefSeq and is a predicted model, not a curated record. The transcript has 3 exons.